CAGUGUUGGAGAGUUCAGUGCCGUUCAGACGAGUCAAAACCAUAAUUACAACUUGACAACUUCCCACACAUUUGAAGUGCAGAUCAUACAAGCAAGAAUCACAGCCAUGGUUGUAGAAGAGGGACCAUUGAGGAAUGUCGUUGUGUUCGGAGUAUGCAUUCAAUCUUCCCUUCCAAGAGGCAGAACCUGGGACCAAAAUGGCUAACAAAUCAAAAAAAGGCCGGCGGAACCAACAUAGGACACCACCUUGUCAAAGCCCUUUUGAGCCAACCCGAAUCCUUUACUGUGACUAUCAUUGCCCGCAAAUCAUCCAAGUCGAGAUUCCCCGAGGGCGCCAAGGUAGUCUAUGUCGACGACAGCCUCCCGCACGAGGAGCUUGUAAACGCCAUGCACGGUGCGGACGCCGUGGUGUCGGCCAUUGGGUAUGGGUCGAUCUCGGCCGAGGAAAAACUCAUCGAUGCUGCCAUCGACGCCAAGGUCAAACGCUUCUUACCUUCAGAGUUCGGUGUCAACAACACAAACGCAGCUGCCAGAGCUCUUUCUCCUGUCUUCGAUGCGAAAGGAGGGGUAAUUGACCUGUUGAGAAGUAAAGAGGCUACAGGAUUCACUUGGACUGCUGUGCCGACGGGGCUAUGGUUGGAUUGGGCUCUUGAACCGGCGAUCGCGUUUGCCAAUAUCAACAUCCAAUCCCAUACUGCAACCCUAUGGGCCGAUGGCAAUCAUGCACUAUCGUGGACGACAUUGCCUUGGGCCGCGCACGGAAUCACCCAAGUCCUACUUUCCCCGUCAAAAACAGCAAACAAAGUCGUCCCGAUUCGCGGAUUCGAGGCAUCACAGAAGGACAUCAUUGCCAUGCUCGAAAAGGAACAGAACGUGACUUAUAACAUCGAGCACUUCAAUCCAGACGAUGCCAUUAGUAAGGCGCAGUCAUCGUGGCGCGAGAACAAGGAUAUUCCGUCGGCCUUACAGCUUGUCCAGGCUGGCUUCUUUCUCGAUGGGUAUGGGAGCGACCUAGUCGGUGAAGGAAUCGUACAGACUGGAAACGAGUACUUGAAUCUGCCAGAGUUGAGAGUUGAGGAAGUUGUCAAGAAAGCCGUCGCACAAUGGGCUUGAUCGUCGCGUGUACAAUAACAACUCAAGAUGAAGAAGAUGGCAAUGGGGUUUCAGUAGAUAGACGAAGAUAUAAAUUCCCAUGUCUGACCAAAAC
Exophiala oligosperma is the source of this 1207-nucleotide messenger RNA. RefSeq lists its product as uncharacterized. Gene Ontology annotation, molecular function: oxidoreductase activity. The record is from RefSeq and is a predicted model, not a curated record. The transcript is spliced from 2 exons. NCBI's taxonomy places the organism in Eukaryota, Fungi, Ascomycota, Eurotiomycetes, Chaetothyriales, Herpotrichiellaceae. Bases 154 to 1113 code for a protein of 319 amino acids.